Messenger RNA from Prorocentrum cordatum, 273 nucleotides. Lineage: Eukaryota; Dinophyceae; Prorocentrales; Prorocentraceae. The record is from the annotation of a GenBank genome assembly.
AUGGGCGAGUUUGCAGUCGGCUCGAGGCAAGAGACGCCUUUUUCCAUUCACCACCGUAACGAGGUGCUCCGCGCCGGCCUCGGCGCUGCCGGCGGCGGGGGCGGCCAGGCAUCGGCGGCGCUGCUGCUCUCCGCGCUGGGCCUGCGGUUGGUGAGCUCGCACGGCGCGUACCUCCGCCGCAGCGGGGAGGUCGAGAUGCCCGUCGACGCCUGGGCGUCCUACACGGGCACCGGCUGGAGACAGCCGCGCGGACGACUCGAGAUGGAGUGGUAG